Molecule: messenger RNA, 4129 nt
Organism: Chenopodium quinoa (quinoa)
Lineage: Eukaryota; Viridiplantae; Streptophyta; Magnoliopsida; Caryophyllales; Amaranthaceae
Product: DNA topoisomerase 2-binding protein 1-A-like
Exons: 17
Coding region: 498-3353 (951 amino acids)
Biological process (GO): DNA replication initiation; mitotic DNA replication checkpoint signaling; mitotic G2 DNA damage checkpoint signaling
Source: RefSeq, a predicted model, not a curated record
CGGUGUUGCGUGGUGGGUUGCUGCCGUUGUGAAGAGCUUGUUGUCGUUUAGGCCCUUGUCGACAGAGCUCGACCAGUGUUGCGUGGUGGGCUGUUGCCGUCGUGAAGAGGUUGUUGUCGUUUAGGUUGGUGUUGUGGUGGUGGCUUGGUGAACAGUGUCAAAGAGAUGGUGGUGUAUGAGGUAGAUUGGAUUAGAGGGAAAAGAUUAUUUAUAAGGGUAUAUAGGUCAUUAUAAUAUCGCCCUGAGUAUUUUUAUUUCGUCAAAUACUAACUCGCUUUUGUAUUAUUCAUGGAAAUUGCUAAACUAGUGUUCCAAUGUUCCAUAUGAAGUACUUCGUAUUUUUCUUGCGCCAUACUGAAUAGAAAUUCAUCUCCCAUUUUCCCGCGUUACAAUUUCGCCUUCAGUCAUCUUCCUCCCACACUCACUCGCUCUCUUCCUCUCAGCUACUCCAACACACUUUCUCUCUCCUCUUUUCUUCUUCCAAUUUUCUGAAAACAAUGGAUUCAAAGCCAUUUAAGGGUUCAAAUGUGUUCAUGUCAAGAAAUUUAGUACCUCCCGAAGUGUUCGAUUCUCUUCACGAUGCCCUAAAACUCAACGGUGCUACUGUCUUCCUUUGUUGCGAUCCUUCUCGCAAUUCUCCCAACGAUUUUCAUGUCAUCGCUUCCUCUCACCAUGAAAAAUUUGAGGAUUUGAGGGCGAAGAAAUGCAAUUUACUAGGUCCACAAUGUGUUCUUUCCUGUGCAAAAGAGAGGCGAGGGCUGCCUAGGCUAGGUUAUUGCUGUUGUCUUGCUAUGGAUGGUGUUAAAGUUCUUGCAUCCGGCUUUGGGCAAGAGGAAAAGGAAAGAAUAGGAAAGCUAGUGACUGCUAUGAGUGGGAGCUUUACUUCUAAGACUUCCUUGGAUGUUAACUUUAUUAUCGUGAAGAAUGUGAUGGCUGGAAAGUACAAGUGGGCUGCGAGUAAAGAGAAGAAUAUAGUCACUAUUAAUUGGUUGAACCAAUGCUGGGUUGAACACCGUGUCGUUCCCCUAGAACCAUACAGAGUCCCACCCUUCUCAGGAUUGAUCAUCUGUGUCACUAGAAUUCCUGGAGAUGAGCGGAAGGAGAUGGAGAAGCUUAUCAUACAAAAUGGGGGAAAGUAUUCUGCUGAACUGACCAAGCUCUGCACACAUCUAAUUUGUGAAGUUCCCGAAGGUGACAAAUUCAAAGUUGCAAAGAGAUGGGGGAGUGUCUGUAUUGUUGUUCGAAAAUGGUUUGAUCAGUCGAUUGCUAGAAGAAUAUGUCUCGAUGAAGAAGCCUAUUCAGUUCAGAGCCCUUCCAUCUCUUCAGCUUCUGCCUUGAGGAAAAAACUAAUAUCUAAGUCCUGUCAGGACAAGUGUACAAUCAAGUCACAAUCUAUUUUGUCAUCAGUAGCCACAGAUUCAUCUUUGCAAGCUGCUCCAUCUGUGUGGACUACAGAUUCUGAUUUGGAUGUUGCUCAAUCUCAAAAUCUUUCUUCUGGUUGUCAGAAUGUCUCUUUCAUUUCCAAGGAUGAGGAAACUGAACGACAUGAUCUUCCUGGUGAUGCCAAGGAGCUGGAUUGCUGUAUUGCUGAUGAUUCAGAAUCUGAUGAUGGCUUAUACCUAUCGGAUUGCAAAAUUUGUUUAGUUGGUUUUAGUGCUUCUGAUGUGAGAAAACUAGUUAGUAUUGUGCGUAAAGGCGGGGGCUCUCGAUACAUGUCAUGCAGUGAGAGAUUGACACAUAUAGUUGUUGGAGAGCCAUCAGAUGCUGAAAAGAGGGACUUAAGAGGCUUGGCGGCUCAUGGUGUUAUACGUGUUGUUAAACGGAACUGGCUUGAAGAUUGCGAUCGUGAAAGGAAAGAGGUUCCUGUAAUUCAGAAGCACAUUGCUUAUGAUUUACUUCAUUGCAAAGAUUCGAUGACCUUGUCAAGUAAAGCACCAGUUCCUGGUGUGAGCAGUGGUAAACAAGGGGAAGGCUUAAGCAUGCUUUUCAGCCCACCAUCUGCUCCAAGUUCGGGAGCUGUAGGCUCAAUUACUGAUAUCUCACUCGAGAAAAGUGGAGAAGACAUCUUUGAUAUCAACCUGAACAAUAGCCGCUCUACUGAGAGAAGUCAGAGAACAAAGACUUCUCCACGGAGUGCAAAGGCUUCUGCUUCAAAUGACAAAGACACAAGUCAAAUAGAUAAAUUACACAAUGGAAAGUCUAUACACGUAUUCAUCGGGAAGCGUUUUGGUUUUUCACUUUCUUUCCCUGAUGAUCAGAGAGGUGAGGUUGUUCAAUGGAUAAAUCAAGGUGGAGGUGAGGUAGUAGAUGAUCAGACCAUAAUUGAUGUGGACUUCACCAUUGAAUGCCAUGGUGUGCUUGACAGACCAACCAACACUUUGCAAACUACUUAUGUGUCAAGUCACUGGAUUCGGUCUUGCCUAAAGGAUGGACGUUUGCUAGAUGCUGAUAGUCACAUACUUUUUUCUCCACUUCCCUGUCGGGUUCCCUUGCCUGGUUUUGAGGGCUUACGGUUCUGUGUAUCGCAAUAUCCGGAGAAAGAGCGAAUGCUUUUGCGCAAUUUGUGUUUUGUCCUUGGUGCUAAGUUCGCGGAGAAACUUACAAGGAAGGUUACUCAUCUGUUAUGCAAAUUUGCCAAUGGCCCCAAAUAUGAAGCUGCCGGCAAGUGGGGAGUACGUCCAGUUAGAUGCGAGUGGCUUUAUGAGUGUGUCAGGAUGAAUGACAUUGUUUCGCUAGAUAAUUUCCAUCCAGAAGAAGUUCCUCAACAUCCUGAGGCAGGGGUUUGCACUGUGACACAGUAUCCUACUCAAGCUGCUACAUUUAUCUCUAUGGAUAAUUCGUCACAGUUCUCAAGUCAGUCCCAGGAUUUGAGAAAGGAAAAUACCAUACAUUCUAGUAAAAGGCUAAGGUUAUCGGAAUCAAAGCGCAUUUCUGAUCAGGAUGAUAAAACGCAUAUAAAUUCUGCAGCUGUGGAGAUUCGUAGCAAUGCUAAAGAAAAUGGUCAAAGCGUUCCUGAUGUUGCUGCUGCUAUAGAGGACUUAUUGGAGCAAACAAGCAAGAUUCAGGAUCUAAAGUCACCAGUUAGUAGAGAGUGUGAAACAAAUAUUUAUUCUUCUGACUGUUCAAUUCUCGUUAGAGAUCAUUCAGGUUCUCACUCUGCGUUUGGGCCUUCAAGACAUUGGUUAAGCAGUCUAGGGAAGGACCUUCACGAUGCUUCUCGAGAUCUUAACACAGGCAAUAAUGAUGGAUUUACUGAAACACAAGAUUCUCAGUUGGUUGGUUAUGAAGAAGAUCUAAGUGGCAGACAAUUGUUGUUGGACAAAGCUCGAACCAUAAGUAGUAGCAUGACUUGAAUAUCUCUACUGACUGAAUGAGAAGGAAUGGAGCAGGGCUAUGUUCUGGUAGGGAAUGCUUAAGAUGUCACUGAAAUCAUGGCCUUGCAGGGGGAAACUUAAAUAGGUUUCCCUUCUGCAGAAUUGAAUUUCAGAUUGUCUGACACUCUGACUUGAUAAAAUCAUUACAUUGGAAUGGAGCAUUUGUGUCCAGUGAUCAUCAUUUUCGACAGUUGGUUAAGCCUUUUCAAGGGUCUGGUGAGUUACAGAGAAGUGCAGCAGAUAACAGCAGCUGGACAUCAUUUUGUUUCUCCCGGAUAUGACUUGCAUUCUUGGAAGCUGGAAUCAAAAGCUGCUGAUUCACAUGUUAGUGAACGGUUAUUACUGAUACAGGCUGCUAUAAAUAUGCAUUGUGAUUCGGUUUCUGAAAUGCAUUUGCUUGUUGCCCGGAAAUUCCAAUCUUUCUCAAGCAUUGCUUAUUUGUACAUGGGAUUCUGUAUAUGCUGUGGCUAGGGUUGUUUGUAAAUACUCCGUAAUAACUGUAUAUUAAUAUAAUAACUGUACACUAGUGUAAUGUGUAGCCUUUAUGCUGUAUGAAGGAGGUUGCAUUUUGGAGUAGUGCCAGACGAUUGCAUGAGCUUUGUGUUGCGUUUUGUUCCUUGACCUUCGUUUCCCUUAAAUAUUGUAUUUGCUUGGUAAUCUUUGUACAAAUUAUACAAAAAAUAGUUCAUCUGAGCCACCACAAGGGACUAAUUAUUUGAUGACUUUAUUAAGAGCUAGGCACGAGCUAGUCUUGU